This is a messenger RNA of Nelumbo nucifera (sacred lotus), 2937 nucleotides long. RefSeq lists its product as uncharacterized. Gene Ontology annotation, biological process: UDP biosynthetic process. NCBI's taxonomy places the organism in Eukaryota, Viridiplantae, Streptophyta, Magnoliopsida, Proteales, Nelumbonaceae. Gene Ontology annotation, molecular function: UMP kinase activity. Gene Ontology annotation, cellular component: cytoplasm. The record is from RefSeq and is a predicted model, not a curated record.
CCCUUAGUAUUAUUUUAUUUUUUUUCUUGGGUACGGAAGACUUAUGAUACCAAACAUGAAAAAGACUAUUUUUUAGUAUUUUGAGCUUCCUGCAGACCCAAAGAAGACAGUGUAGAAAAAAAUGCCACACCACCCAAGUUAAAGCAGAAUCUCUACACGGCCCGCGUAGCAAUAAAUAUGAUAGAAACAAGUAUUAAGUUAUUAGCCACAAAUUAGAAACGUGGAAUGAUGGAAUCUUACAACUACCAUCCGAUCUGGUACAAACAGCCUUCCACGUGUCUACUGUGUAACUGGCUUUCAAGUUUCAUCUCGUUCUGCGCCCUACAUUUUUUAGUUGUGACGGACGAUCGUCCAGGAAAUUAAAAGAAUUAGGCUUUUAAAGAAGGUGGAAGGAGCAAAUGUCUUCCAGAGAAGACCAAUCAAAUCCCAGGAAGUAAAAAGAUGUUUGGUGGCGAUAACCUCCUUAACGGGUCCCAGCCCUGUCAAGGUAGAAGAUUUUCCUUUUUAAUUAACGGAGCCGUGACAAACCGUGACGGUACCGUCGGCAACUACUCACGGUUCACACGUACCGUUAAUCUUUUAUUUCGGCUUUGUGCCACGAUCGAUCCCUCCACACUAACGUCGUCUUCCUCCCGUUCCGUCUCCCCGAUUCGAAAACCCUAACCCUAAUUCUCCUCCGCCGUCCCCGUCCGUCUUCUCUCUAUGGCCUCCUGCGAAGACGACUUCUCCAUUCUCGGGGACGAAAAUCAAGCACCCCCCCACCCUUCUCACCACCCCCAGUCCUUCGCUUCUCAUCGCUUCGCGGGCAAGUCCACGCCAAUCCACUCUCACGCACAGGCUCCGCCACCGCAAACUCAUCCCCUCAACACCCUCGGCGCCGCCGGCGGUGCCGGAGGUGGAAGCCCUAAGAAGGUUGGUGGCGCAGCAGCUGGAGACGACGAAGAUGAAGCCGACGACUAUAGCGACGCCGCUUUUUGCUCUCAGACUGACUCCAAGUGUGCUCCGUCCUUCCACGACGUGAAUCCUAAUUGCUUCCCGGCCGAAGAUGAUACCAACCCCUUUGCUGCCGAAGAAGAGCCCGACCCUAAUAAAGCUAGAGCUAAUACCGUUCGGAAUGAAAAACGUAAGGACCGUGAUGAGCUCAGCGAUAGUGGAACGCCUUACGGUUUCAAGAAAUCGAAGCCGGGUGGAGGUGCCGGUUCCGGCGCCGGAACGUCUUGUGGGGGGGACUACCGGAAGGACCGGGAGGAGUGGAGCGAUUCGGCGAUUGGUUGCCUUCUCGACGCGUACACGGAGAAGUUUGUUCAGCUUAAUCGGGGGAAUCUUCGAGGUAGGGAUUGGGAGGAAGUGUCGUCGAUUGUUAGUGACCGGUGUGAUAAGACGAAGUCGUUUAAGAGUGUGGAACAGUGCAAGAAUAAGGUGGAUAAUUUGAAGAAGAGGUACAAGGUGGAGAGGCAUCGGAUGAGUAGUAGUGGUACGUCGGUUAGCCACUGGCCUUGGUUUAAGAAGAUGGAGCAAAUUGUGGGUAAUUCAUCAAAGGCUGUAUCAGAUGAAGAUAGGCCUGUUGGUGCCCCUGCUAAUAUGCUCAGGCAGUCCAAGAGAUAUGUUUCAACACCUAGCCCUGUUGGCUUGGGAAAUAAUUUGAAGUCCAAAUCAUUGUCAAACCCCAGAUGGCGAAGAGUGGUUUUCAAAAUUAGUGGUGCUGCAUUGGCUGGGAAUGGUCCUCAAAAUAUUGACCCAAAGGUUAUCAUGAUGAUUGCAAGGGAAGUUGCCACUGCUUGUCACUUAGGUGUGGAGGUGGCAAUAGUUAUUGGUGGUCGCAAUUUCUUUUGUGGGGACACAUGGGUAACUGCAACUGGUCUUGAUCGCUCCACAGCAUACCAGAUUGGGAUGAUGGCAACUGUGAUGAACUCGAUAUUGCUUCAGUCAGCUCUAGAGAAGUUGGGUAUUCAGACACGCAUUCAAUCUACAUUUCCAGUGCAAGAGGUUAUUGAGCCAUACAAUAGGAAACGGGCUGUCCGGCAUCUUGAAAAAGGAAGGGUUGUCAUAUUUGGUGGCAUUGGGGCUGGUACUGGAAAUCCACUUUUCACAACUGAUACAGCUGCAGCUUUGAGAGCUUCAGAAAGUAUAACAAUAAAUGCCGAAGCAGUCCUGAAGGGUACACAUGUUGAUGGUGUGUAUGAUUGCCACAGAAGCAACAACAACAAUGUAGCAUUUGAGCACAUUUCUUUCAGGGAGUUGACCUCCAGAGGUAUUACUGCCAUGGACUUGAUGGCAAUAACAUUUUGCGAAGAGAAUGGAAUUCCUGUUGUGGUAUUUAAUCUACAUGAGCCUAGCAACAUUUCUAGAGCAUUAUGUGGAGACCAAGUUGGUACCUUGAUUGAUCAAACGGGGAGGAUUAGCUGAUGCAUAUGUGGCAUGUCUUCUCUGAUCUGUGUCAAGACCUUAGCAGCACAUGAAUUCCUCAAAACAAGAUCUCGAAUUCCUGAAAAGUGAAAAUUGUGGUCCCUUUAGUUUGGCGGAUUUCAUCAAAGCCCUGAAAUUCCUGCUUGCGAUGUGUAUAUGGGAAGGUAGGAGUAGGUUUGGGAUUUCAUCUGGUGCCAUUGACUGAUAAUUGCAGAGUUAGAUAAGUGCUUUAUUCCGUACUUGGUUAAAGAAGCAAGCAAAGAAGGCAAUUUAUUCGUUACAGAGUUAACUUCUACUGGCCUGUAUCAUUUUUCCCCUUUGUAUUUUACUUUGCCUGUAUAUCUUUUUUUUUUUUUCAAGGCUGUUGUCAUAAAGAUAAAUUGGUUGUUGGGCAACCGGGUAAGAACGGAAUUCUUUUAGCUUCAUGACCAAGCACAGUCUUGGUUGUAUUUGAUUCAAGUGGUUUAUUUUUAUUUGUUUUUCAGCUGAAAUCUUUCAACAGAAUAUAAUCCAAGCUAAUGUUUAUUUUAA